AUGACUGGCCGCGCUAUGGAUCCGCUGCCCGCGGCGGCAGUCGCGUCUGCAACUGAGGCGGAGGCUGACGAGGAGGCGGAUCCUUUGGUGGCAGGCUCACCAGUACCCCAGGUCACUGAUCGAAGGGACCCAGACCCCAGUCGAAUGCAGAUGCCACAGGGGAACCCGCUGCUGCUGUCCUAUACCCUGCAGGAGUUGCUGGCCAGGGACACUGUGCAGGUGGAACUCAUCCCGGAGAAGAAGGGCCUCUUCCUGAAGCAUGUGGAGUAUGAGGUUUCCAGCCAGCGCUUCAAGUCCUCUGUGUACAGACGGUACAAUGACUUUGUGGUCUUCCACGAAAUGUUGCUGCACAAGUUCCCGUACCGCAUGGUGCCAGCCCUCCCUCCCAAGAGAGUGCUGGGAGCGGACAGGGAAUUCAUCGAGGGACGAAGGAGGGCCCUGAAGCGCUUCAUUAACUUGGUGGCUCGUCACCCCCCCUUCUCUGAGGACACCAUCCUCAAGCUCUUCCUUUCGUUUAGCGGCUCAGAUGUACAGAACAAGCUGAAGGAAGCGGCCCAGUGUGUUGGAGAUGAGUUUAUGAACUGUAAGCUGGCUACUAGGGCCAAGGACUUCCUUCCCUCUGACAUCCAGACUCAGUUUGCUGUGAGCAGGGAGCUGAUUCGGAACAUCUACAAUAGCUUCUACAAGCUGCGAGACAGGGCGGAGAGGAUUGCCUCGAGGGCCAUCGACAAUGCUGCUGAUCUUCUCAUAUUUGGGAAGGAAUUGAGUGCUUUAGGGUCUGACACGACCCCCCUGCCCUCCUGGGCUGCUCUUCACCUCAGCACCUGGGGCUCCCUGAAGCAGGCCCUGAAGGGCCUCUCUGUGGAGUUCGCCCUGCUUGCAGACAAAGCUGUGCAGCAGGGCAAACAGGAAGAGAAUGAUGUGGUGGAGAAGUUGAACCUUUUCCUGGAUUUGCUUCAGUCCUAUAAAGAUCUGUGCGAGCGGCACGAGAAGGGCGUGCUGCACAAGCACCAGCGGGCGCUGCACAAAGACGGCCUGAUGAAGAGGCAGGCGGUGAGCAACCGCGAGCCCGAGUCGGUGGAGCAGCUGGAGUCCCGCAUCCUGGAGCAAGAGAACAUGAUUCAGACCAUGGAGCUUCGGAACUACUUCUCCCUGUACUGCCUGCACCAGGAGACACAGCUCAUCCACGCCUACCUGCCCCUCACCUCCCACAUCCUUGGGGCCUUCGUUAACUCUCAGAUCCAAGGGCACAAGGAGAUGGGCAAGGUGUGGGAUGAUCUGAAGCCGAAGCUCAGUUGCCUCUUCGCUGGACCACACAAUGCGUUGACGCCACCACGGUCUCCGCAGGACGGCGUGUGUCCUCACUAGUGCCUGAGGCUGCGGCACAGUUCCCUGCGGCCUCACUAAAGCGUCUUUCCAAAUGGUGUUUCUGGCCAAUUCCCUUCAGGUGGCCACUGCCGCCCGUGGUGCCCUGGUGGGUGAAAGGGAACAUCCAUCUGAGCCCAUGGGUGUGGCUGGUGGUUUUUCUCUUCCCUGGGUGGGAGGUCUGUGCCCCCCGACCCCUGCCCAUCCUGCCCUGUGGCUGCUAGCCCGGUGCUGAGAAUUCGGGUUCCUCAUGACACCCAGGGCCAGGGUUGCUGAGGCUCAUUUCCACACAGAAGA
This is a messenger RNA of Urocitellus parryii (Arctic ground squirrel), 1662 nucleotides long. It is a transcript of the gene Snx8, whose product is annotated as sorting nexin 8. The record is from RefSeq and is a predicted model, not a curated record. Lineage: Eukaryota; Metazoa; Chordata; Mammalia; Rodentia; Sciuridae. Gene Ontology annotation, biological process: intracellular protein transport; early endosome to Golgi transport. Gene Ontology annotation, cellular component: early endosome membrane. Gene Ontology annotation, molecular function: phosphatidylinositol binding.